Acanthochromis polyacanthus (spiny chromis) is the source of this 1604-nucleotide messenger RNA. RefSeq names its product transcription factor HES-1-like. Bases 114 to 569 code for a protein of 151 amino acids. Gene Ontology annotation, biological process: regulation of neurogenesis; regulation of transcription by RNA polymerase II; anterior/posterior pattern specification. Gene Ontology annotation, molecular function: DNA-binding transcription factor activity, RNA polymerase II-specific; RNA polymerase II cis-regulatory region sequence-specific DNA binding; protein dimerization activity. Lineage: Eukaryota; Metazoa; Chordata; Actinopteri; Pomacentridae. Gene Ontology annotation, cellular component: nucleus. The record is from RefSeq and is a predicted model, not a curated record. The transcript is spliced from 2 exons.
UCCACAUGUCUCAUUGUCUCACAGAGCUCUCUGAUUGGCUCACACUGUGGGAAACCUCAACCAGACCAAGACCCACACAUUCAUAUGGAGAUGUGGGACUAUAAAUAGGAGGGAUGAAACCAGCACACAUCACAUUCUCUCUACACAGACCUCUACAGCUCACACAUCCAACCAUGGCAUCUACAAUCACUGCAGCAAUGACCAAUUCUCAGGAACAUCUGACUCUGACCCACAAGCUCAGAAAACCUCUGGUGGAGAAGCUCCGCAGAGAGCGAAUCAACAGCAGCAUUGAACAGCUCAAGUCUCUCCUGGGUCCAGAGUUCCUCAAACAGCAGCCAGACUCCAAGAUGGAGAAAGCAGACAUCCUGGAGAUGACAGUUUGUGUCCUGACACACAUGCAGCAGCAGAACCAACAGCAGAGAACACUGCUCAAGAACAUCAACAAGCUGCAGCCUUCCUCUGAAAACAACCUGACAGAGGCUGACUUCUCUCCUCUCAGCUCCACAGUCCAGAGCAGCAUCACCAAAGACAAGAGUCCAGUCAACAGCGCCCUCUGGAGGCCGUGGUAGACACCUGCACACUGGACUUACUACCAGACAGCAUCUAAUGACCACAUUGGUCAAAGAUUACUGGACUGAAUUCUAUGAAUUUCAUGACCUUGUUCUUCUCUAUGUACAGAAGGUUGAUUUGUUUUUAUUCUUUGUGUAAAACAACAUUUCCUGAGGAAAUGACAGCAACAAUAUCUUUCAAGAUAAGAAAGAAAACAUGUCAUGCAACAGUCAAGCUGAAUAGACCAUAUUGGUCAAAGAUCAUUACAACUGAAUUCUGUGAAACUGAAUAACUUUUUCUUCUGUAUGUACAGAAGGUUAUUCAUUUAUCUAUGUGUAUUUCACAUUUCAUGGAGAUAAAUAUUUCAUAUGCAAAUAGUCAACCAGGGCAAAAUUUUCUUCAUAUUGAAAAAGACAAUUUGUCAUUGUUGGUGUAUCAGUGAAAUCAACAACUAUGCAAAUCUUCAUUUACUACCACUCUGUGUAAAACUGUGCAUCACUUUGUGGUGAUACACGAUGAAAGAAAGUUUGUUAGUUCCUGACUUGUAUCAUUUUAUAAACAUUUAACUGUCCUGUAUCUGGACAUCUUUUAGAUGCUUUAAUCCCUUUAAACAUUCAGCCCUGAUCUGUUUUCAGAUCAGAAUACACAUACUUCCUUUGUUCUAAAAGGAUAUUUUAUUCACAUUAUUUUUUGUCAAGCCACUUAACUUUGUUUUUUCAGAAAAUGUGUUGACCUUUCUUGGUGUUAUCUUGCUCACAUCACUUGGUGAUGAUUUAACUUUGAUCUGUUUGAAGGUCAGUUUGUUUUCUGCUAUGAAGUGCAGAUUCUGCUCGUUUGAAAUAUGUUUUAUGUGAGACUGAAUAAUGAUUCAUCUCAGAAUGUUUGUGUCUUUUGCAAAGACAACUCUUCCUCAACUCAGUUUGAGUUCAGUGUCUUGGAGGUGUUUCCAAGUUACUGUUGUGAUGGAUCAUCACAUCUAUCUGCCUCCAGCAGUCACUUUCUAAAACAUUCACACUGAUUUGAUCUCAAUAAAGAAAUCAAUGAAGUCAAAUACA